GUUAAAUAUUUUUAUGACUACGUAUUUUCAAUCAUAGCUUAUAAAUUGUUAUUUUAUUAAUACAGUGCAAAAUCGCAUAGUUACUUCAGUUUACUGUAAUCUAUUUCAAAUAAUAAUGAUAUUUCAUCAUAUAUUUAAUUUUUUACCGUGUAUACGAUGUGUAACGUUUUAUCGGACGUUUUACACUUCCGGUAAAUUGCACAAAAAUCAAUUGGAAAAAUUAAAAUGGUUUAAUAAGAGAUAUUUCAACGAACAGUCGAUAUUUAAUUUAAAUACUAACGUCCCAAAAGAUGUGCUUCUAUACAAAUCAUCUAGCGACAAAACGUACAAAAUGAUCAGUGUGUUUUCUAUAGUUCAGUUUGGUUUUUGGAUUACAGUAGCAGAUUCUUACAAUGUCUUAUUGAACAAAGAGCCCGACAAUAAUUCAAACCAUCAACCAAUAUCAUGGGUAGAUAAAAUAAAAUCUCGAGGAAAAAUAGCAACACUCGGCAUUCCCAUCGCCUGUUUAUGCAUGGGUACAAUAUUAAUAGCUAUAUGCUCUGUUUACACAAUGAAAUCUGUAAAAAUGUUGGUUUUAUGCAAAGGAGGUGAUCGUCUGAGUAUAACAUCAUUUGGUUUUUUCAAUCGAAAUAUAACAACAACCAUACCUCUUGAAACAGUUAGCUGUACUGUUGGUAGAAAUUCGAGUGGUCAAAGUAUACCACUAAAAGUCAAAGGAAAAUGGUUUCACUAUACAUUAGAUAAAAAUGGCGAAAUUUAUAAUCCCAAAUUAUUUGAUUAUACUGCGGGUUUGAGUAGGAAUGUAUAAAUAUUUUUUUGUUCAUUUAUUGCAUAGUA
Messenger RNA from Melanaphis sacchari, 837 nucleotides. Its product is annotated as transmembrane protein 223. NCBI's taxonomy places the organism in Eukaryota, Metazoa, Arthropoda, Insecta, Hemiptera, Aphididae. The transcript is spliced from 3 exons. Gene Ontology annotation, cellular component: mitochondrion. Bases 116 to 808 code for a protein of 230 amino acids. Gene Ontology annotation, biological process: nervous system development. The record is from RefSeq and is a predicted model, not a curated record.